AUGGCUGUAAAUCUGGACAUACUAUUUCCCAACGCCACCAGAUGGACCUCUCCCAGUCAUCGAGAAAGCGGAGAGCUUCCUGCCUUUCGUUACAACUUCAGCUUUGUGAUACCCAACGACCUGGCCAGGGCUGCGCCAAGUAAAUACGGCCAAGGUAUCCCUCCAUCGCUCAAUAUUCAUUUUACGCGGACGAGUCAUCGUAACGCUAUCUCAUGCUCCAAGGGAACCUGCAGUAUUGAGUAUCGAAUCCGCGCCCAAUUCCUAGCUGAAGGACAUCGCUUGGUGGAAAAGAUUCGGUCGUUUACAUUGUGGACUACGCAGGGGCGACAACCGCCGGUUUGCACCGAAGACUUUCCUGGCGAAUACCAAAUGUCGGCCUUCAAGACACUUCGUAGUCCGCUAUUUCAACCAACCGGAAGACUCCUGGUCUAUAGCCAUGAACCACCGCCUCUGGAAUUCUCCCCUGAGAAAGAGGGUGCUGCGACAUCAGUACGUUUGCGGCUUCGCUACGAGUCGUUAAAGAAUGGCAGCGGCAUGAGAAUCCCUCCACCACGGUUUCAUGGAAUAGUUCGCUCCAAUUUGCAGGCCAGCACGUUCAUUUCAGUCGAACCGCAAAAACGAUCGCCGGCAACUAGUGAUGCCCCUGUCUUUCCAUUCACCUUUGAAACCCGCGAAUCUUAUGCUAGCCAGUUACGGAAACUAUGCUUUGCCCGCUGGACACCGUUGGAAACAGCGACUGGGACUCUCUGGGAAUCCGAGGCAGAUCUAGCUGUCCCAUGCGACUAUCCCGCUUAUCUUACACCCUCGUUUUCUUCCCUGCUCGUUUCUAGAAGAUACAGUCUGAAAAUCUACAUGGUUAUUUCAGGACUCGGCCACGCUGCACUGAAACUGGAGUUACCCAUCCAGGUGGUGUACACAGGCGAGGGACACCUGCCACCGGAAGAAAUUUCAUAUUCGAAUGGCCCUACAGAGGAUAUGCCGCCUGCAUAUAGCCCCUAGUAGACACUCAUAUUGUACGCUUUACGUAUACAAUUCACGAUGUUCUUAACAUAUUUAAUUAUAUUUUGAUAUAUCAUAUGUGCUAUUUCACCAGACGGCUGAGUCGUUCCUCUCUAAUGUGUGAUGUGCUGGCGUUGCAUUAUGGACUGGAUGGUUUGCUUUUC
Molecule: messenger RNA, 1163 nt
Organism: Aspergillus alliaceus
Lineage: Eukaryota; Fungi; Ascomycota; Eurotiomycetes; Eurotiales; Aspergillaceae
Exons: 3
Coding region: 1-999 (332 amino acids)
Source: RefSeq, a predicted model, not a curated record